Rhincodon typus (whale shark) is the source of this 1449-nucleotide messenger RNA. RefSeq names its product sorting nexin-27-like. Gene Ontology annotation, biological process: intracellular protein transport. NCBI's taxonomy places the organism in Eukaryota, Metazoa, Chordata, Chondrichthyes, Orectolobiformes, Rhincodontidae. Gene Ontology annotation, cellular component: early endosome. The record is from RefSeq and is a predicted model, not a curated record. Gene Ontology annotation, molecular function: phosphatidylinositol-3-phosphate binding; protein binding.
AUGCGUGGUGUGCCCGGAGAGACUACAUUUCCCGGCGGGCACUUGAUCCAAACCAAUGGGCGGAGAGGGUGCUGGAGGCCACGCCGCCCUCUGGGAGAUGUAGUCCGCUCCCAUUCCGCUGCAACGGUUGGGGUGGCGAGGACAACUACAUAUCCCAGCGGGCCGCGGGCACCAACUUCUCAUCUGCUCCGGCGCCGUAGCUGCACGCCGGGAGAUGUAGUCUGUGUCCUCGUUCGCCGCAAUGAUGGGAGCGGCGGGGAGAACUACAUUUCCCAGUGGGUGUCGCGGGGCGGAAUGCUGAGGUGGGGUGGGCCUCGGCCGUUGGCUGAAGAUGGCGGAGGCGGAGGAGGAGGAGGCGGUGGUGGAGGAGGAGGCGGCCGCAGCCCCGGCCCGGGGCCCCGCACCGUCCGCAUCGUCAAGUCGGACAGCGGCUACGGUUUCAACGUGCGCGGCCAAGUGAGCGAGGGCGGCCAGCUCCGCAGCAUCCACGGCGAGCUGUACGCGCCGCUGCAGCAUGUCAGCGCCGUGCUGGCGGGGGGAGCCGCCGAGAGGGCCGGGGUCCGCAGGGGAGACCGCAUCCUGGCCGUGAAUGCAGUGAACGUGGAAGGAGCAACUCACAAGCAGGUGGUGGAUCUAAUCCGGGCCGGAGACCGGGAAUUGCUGCUCACCGUUCUGUCCGUGCCCCCUCACGAGCUGGAGACUCUGGACCCCAGCGAUGACUCCUCAGGGCAGUCCUUCUAUGACUACUCAGAAAAGCAGGCCAUUCCCCUCUCCAUCCCCAGCUACAAGCACGUCGAGCUCAACGGCGAGAAAUUUGUUGUCUACCACAUCUACAUGGCAGGCCGCCAGCUGUGCUGGAAGCGGUACCGGGAGUUUGCCGUGUUGCACCAGAACCUGAAGCGCGAGUUCCCUGACUUCACCUUCCCCCGGCUGCCGGGAAAGUGGCCUUUCUCCCUGUCGGAGCAACAGCUGGACUCUCGCCGCCGGGGCCUGGAGGAGUACUUGGAGAAAGUGUGUUCAGUAUGUGUCAUUGGAGAGAGCGACAUUGUGCAGGAAUUUCUCUCCGACUCCGAUGAGAACUUCAAUGGGGUGUCCGAAGUGGAGCUGAGGAUUGCGUUCCCCGACAGAACCACGGUGUCGGUGAAGGUGAAGAAAAACAGCACAACCGACCAGGUCUACCAGGUACCUUCACUCCCGCAUCGAGCCCGCUGGGAGCGUCCUGCGCCGUGCCACGCCGAUCCCUGUCCGUGCGCGUCGCCGUCCGCCCUGGGGUCGCAGAGCCUGAUCGGGCUGUUCCGCUCCCUCCCUCCCUGCAGAACGGAAGCUGGCCCCCAACGAGUUUCCUCACAAGCUCUACGUGCAGAAUUCCACGUCUGCCACGGUGCCUGGAACCUGCCUCACUGUCAGGAAAUGGCUGUUCACUACCGAGGAGGAGACCCUUCUCAAUGA